UGUUUGUGGCGUACCGUCGUUGUAGUCUGCACCGCAGGCGGUGAGAGCUGGUAGUCAGAGGAAAAUGGCGGACGGUGUGGAUCAUAUCGACAUCUACGCCGACGUCGAGGAGGAGUUCAGCCAGGAAGCUGACUACCCAGUUCAUGAGCAGAUCGACCUGUAUGAUGACGUAAUAUCCCCAUCAGCCAAUAAUGGUGAUGCUCCAGAAGACCGGGAUUACUUGGAUUCACUGCCAGCCCCAGGUGGCACAGAGGGAGGGAAAAGCGCUCCGCCCAACGUGGUGUACACCUACACUGGAAAAAGAAUCGCCCUGUACAUAGGAAACCUCACAUGGUGGACAACUGAUGAGGACUUGACAGAAGCUAUCCGGGUGAUAGGCAUCACAGAUGUGCUGGAGAUAAAGUUCUUUGAAAACCGAGCCAAUGGCCAGUCAAAAGGGUUUGCUCUGGUGUGUGUUGGUUCAGAGGCAUCCUCCAGAAAGUUAAUGGAGCUGCUGUCAAAGAGGGAGCUCCAUGGUCAGAAUCCCAUUGUCACACCAUGCAACAAGCAGUCCCUCAGCCAGUUUGAAAUGCAAUCACGCAAAAGUACCCAGACAGGUCAGAUGUCUGGGGAAGGAAAGGCUGGUCCUCCUGGUUCUGGACCCCGUGGCGGUUUCCCCAUGGGCAGCCGAGGGAGAGGCAGGUUCCCCGGACCACCUGGCCCUGGAGGAGACCGCUUCCCUGGUCCCGUAGGGCCUGGGGGUCCUCCACCACACCUUCCUGGCUCGGGCAUGAGACCAGAUCUGGUUAGGCACCAAGAUGGCCCUCUGAUGGAUAUGAGUUGCAAUCCCUUCCAGCCGGGGGGCAGGAACGGGAGCUGGCGUAGCAGAGGUGGCAUGCAGGGUCCUCCACGCCCCCCACCCGGUCCACCAGGUCCCCCAGGACCUCCAGGACCUCCACCUCCAGGCCAGGGUCUUCCACCUCCCAUGGCUGGGCCUCCAAAUCGUGGUGAUAGGCCUCCUCCACCUGUUCUCUUCCCUGGGCAGUUUGGCCAGCCACCACUAGGACCCCUGCCUCCAGGUCCACCUCCUCCAGGCUAUGGUCCUCCACCUGGUCCCCCACCUCCUCAGCAGGGCCCACCCCCUCCAGGACCCUUUCCACCCCGUCCUCCUGGACCUAUUGGCCCGCCUAUGGCAUUGGCUCCACCACCACAUCUGCCAGGUCCCCCGCCAGGUGGCCCACCACCAGCGCCGCACGUGAACCCUGCCUUCUUUCCUCCCCCUGGCAACAACAGCAUGCCACCCAAUGAUAGCCGAGGUCCACCGGGACCAAAUGACCCAUACGGCCGCCCACCACCAUAUGAAAGAGGAGAUUAUGGGCCUGGAGGCCGGGACAUGGACACAUCACGGACCCCUCUAAGCGAGGCAGAGUUUGAGGAGAUCAUGAACAGGAACAGAGCCAUCUCCUCCAGUGCCAUAUCUAGAGCAGUUUCUGAUGCCAGUGCAGGUGAUUAUGGCAGUGCUAUAGAGACUUUGGUGACAGCCAUCAGUCUGAUUAAGCAGUCCAAAGUGUCCGCAGAUGACCGCUGCAAGGUCCUCAUCAGUUCUCUGCAGGACUGUCUCCAUGGCAUUGAGUCAAAGAGCUAUGGCUCUGCGUCAAGGCGAGAACGUUCCAGGGAACGUGACCACAGUCGCUCAAGAGAAAAGAGUCGACGACACAAAUCUCGUAGCCGCGACAGGCAUGAGGACUAUUACAGAGAACGCAGUCGGGAGAGAGAUCGUCAUCGUGAGAGGGAUCGGGACCGUGACCGGGAAAGAGAGAGGGAGAGGGAAUACCGGCACCGUUAGCCGGAAAGGAGCUUACGAGGAUCAAGGAUGGAUGGAAGGAAAAGGAGGAACUCUUUCCCUGCCCUCCGUGCAUGACCGGACAGGAACACAACUACCAUCACUUCCUCCACCCCCUCCAUUUCUCCUCUCCUAUCCUUCUCCACCCAUCCUUCUCUCUAUCUGUUGUCUGCCUGGUUUAAGAGCAGCGGAUGGAAGACCCUGACCUGUGUAAGGCUAUGUUAUCCAAACUUCUAUACUCAUGGUAACUAAAGAUGACAAAAGAAUCUUUCCAAACAGCUCUUUUAUUUUUAUGAUGUUUUAUUUGACAUGAAAAGUAAGCGUGAUGCUUUUUUGCGACUUAAAAAUAAAUAAAUGGCCUGCACGAUCCCCAAAUAGAAGACACAAACAUUACACCCUUUUGUUUUUUUUGUUUUUUUUUUCUUGUUCUUUGGCUCGCUGUAUUGUGUGUGUGUGUAUAUACAGUUUAGAGAUUAGUUUUUAUAAGGUAUGUGCUUGAUGUUUUCUCUCCUACCCUCACUCUCUCGUUCUCAUUUAUUCUUUUCAUGGCUAGUACGUUUGUAAAUGUCUCUGCUUUUUGAUUAAAAUUAGAUGGUGUUGUAAUAAAAAAUGUUUACUGAGG
Messenger RNA from Pundamilia nyererei, 2444 nucleotides. It is a transcript of the gene cpsf6, whose product is annotated as cleavage and polyadenylation specific factor 6. The coding region runs from base 65 to 1825 and encodes 586 amino acids. Lineage: Eukaryota; Metazoa; Chordata; Actinopteri; Cichliformes; Cichlidae. The transcript is spliced from 11 exons. The record is from RefSeq and is a predicted model, not a curated record. Gene Ontology annotation, molecular function: RNA binding.